Antrostomus carolinensis (chuck-will's-widow) is the source of this 1544-nucleotide messenger RNA. Its product is annotated as cubilin-like. The annotation marks the transcript as partial. The record is from RefSeq and is a predicted model, not a curated record. The transcript is spliced from 9 exons. Lineage: Eukaryota; Metazoa; Chordata; Aves; Caprimulgiformes; Caprimulgidae.
AGAUGGAGGCUAUGAAACUUCUCCUUCUCUUGGAAAAUACUGUGGUACAGACUUGCCUCCUGUUAUAAUCUCUCACGGUAACAAGCUGUGGAUAAAGUUUGUAAGUGACAUAUUUGGCACAAGAGAGGGAUUUUCAGCAGAGUGGGAUGGUACAUCAGCAGGUUGUGGUGGGACUUUGACAACAUCUUCUGGUGUCUUCAUGUCUCCCAACUACCCUAUGCCGUAUUACCACAAUUCAGAGUGCUACUGGUUGCUCAGAGGAAACCGAGGAACCCCAUUUGAAAUCCAGUUUGAACAGUUCCAUCUACAGUAUCACCCAAACUGCAACUUUGAUUACCUUGCGGUAUAUGAUGGCAACAGCAGUAACAAUAAACAGCUAGGUAAAUUUUGUGGGAAUCAGAUACCACAACUCAUCCAUUCCAGUGGAGACAGCAUGUAUGUAAAACUAAGGACGGAUAGCAGUCUGCAAGGUGGAGGGUUUUUAGCCAAAUACAAACAGGUUUGCCACAAAGUACUGACUGUUAAUCGUAGCCAUGGCAUACUGGAAAGUUUAAAUUAUCCAAAUAAUUACCCAUUAAAUGAACACUGCAACUGGACUAUCCAAACUACAAAGGGGAACACACUCAGCUAUAGCUUCACAGCCUUUGAUAUAGAAGAUGGAUCUGACUGUGACCGUGACUUCUUGAAGCUCUAUGAUGGGCCUGAUGUACAAUCCAACCUGAUAGGCACUUUCUGUGGACAGUCUCUUCCACUGGCAGGGAACACUACAGGGAGCAGCCUUCAUGUGGUGUUUUAUUCUGAUGGACUGAACGCUAGAAGUGGGUUCCAGAUGCUGUGGCAUGUUAAUGGUUGUGGAGGAGAACUCUCUGGCCCUUCUGGUUCAUUUCACAGCCCUGGCUACCCCAACAGAUACCCAAGCAAUAGGGAAUGCAUCUGGUACAUUCACACAGCACCUGGUAGCAGCAUACAACUGACCAUUCAGGAGUUCGAUAUUGAAUAUCACCCAAACUGCGACUAUGAUGUUUUGGAGGUCUAUGGUGGGCCUGAUUUCCUCUCCCCUAGACUAGCCCAGCUGUGUGUUUCAAGAGCAGCACAGAACCCACUGCGAGUCUCUACUACCGGCAGUUCAGCCAUUGUCUAUUUCAAGACAGAUGCAGCAGUGACAGGGAAAGGUUUUAAUGCCUCAUGGCAAGAAAAUCCGGGUGGCUGUGGUGGCAUUUUCCAAGCUAACAGUGGGGAAAUCCAUUCUCCAAAUUAUCCUCAACCUUAUAAUAAUAACACAGAUUGUUCUUGGGUUAUCCAAGUUGACUACAGCCACAGAGUCCUAUUGAAUUUCAUGGAUUUUGACAUUGGAAAUCACCAUUCAUGUAACUAUGACAAUGUUGCAGUAUUUGAUGGUCCUAGUGUUGAAGCACCACUUCUUAGAAAACUCUGUGGAACACAGCAUCCUCCUCCUAUCACAUCCUCCAAGAACCUAAUGUACAUCCGACUACGCUCUAAUACAACCAUCCAGCACAGGGGCUUCAGUGCUCACUUUACUGAAG